GACGCUGUGCGUGAGUGCGUGCGCGUAUAAAAAGCAAAGUAUUCAGUCCGAUCUUAAUGAUGAUCAAUGACUCACGUGAUCUGAAAUGGAUGAAUUGGUCAAUACAGGCCAGUCAGACGUGGUUUGCCGACUGGCAUAUAAAUACAUGGAGAUGUGUAAAGUAGAUUCAAGUUCAGACUCUGAAUCAGAGACAAAUCCAAGAUGGUCUGAUGUCAGCAGCAAGCAGGGUUUUGAAGAGAAUUGGGCAGCUUGUAAGAAACUCCAGCGGUUGAGCAGAGUAAACUACCAACAGUGUCUGGAUCCCUAUGAUGGAAGUUCUGAAGACUCCUCCAAUUCCUCUAAUAAAGGUCCCAAGCGGCAGAGACACAACGGUUUAAGGAUGAAGGGCAGAGGACGCAGAUCAGCCGUCAACCUCCCAUGCGCGCGCAGAGAAAUGAAGGAAGUCGGAGCGCAAGAGGACCUCGCAGAAGAAGAGGUAACGAUGAGGUCAUCCAGUGACUCUGAGCUGGAGGUGAGCUUCUGUUCUCCCUGUAGGGCCGUAACGUGUUUGAAAGUGGAGCUGUCUGAAUCUGGAUUUAACAGCAGAUCCUCGCUUAACUCACCUGUAGUACCGUCAGGUACAGAGACCACAGACACGAGAAUCCAGUUAGGAUCAUCUCAAAUAAGUCCUAGGUCUCCAGAGAGCCCUUCUUUCCAUGUUGCUUUUUCCAAAAGAAAGUUUUUCCCGCCUUCGGGUGACUGCGACGAGGGGAUGCAGCGCAAGCGGCCGUGCAUCAGUGAUAUGGAGGUUGAGAACUUUGCUCUCUGAGGGAAUCUGAAGAUCGCACUUAAAAGCAGAAAAUUCGUGAGUUUUCUGCAAGCCUGCCUGUGACAAAAUUAAAGUCACUUUUCAUUUGCCAGAAAAGUUCAUUCAAAAAAAAAGAAUGUGUAUUGUUUUUCAUUUGAAAAGUGACUAAGAAAUGAGAUUUUAGUGCUGUUCUCUGGGUUUGGUUUUCAUUUCAUUAGUGCUGUCAUGUCUCCUAUGUUUUUCUUUAAUGUUGAUCUAGUACAGCAGUUUAUCUGUCAGAAUAGUAAAUGGCGACAUCAACGUCAAAAUCUGUUGUGCACUACAGAAGAAAGUUAGUUAUGGAUUUAACCCCAAACGAUUCCUCGAUGACCAAACAGUACAAGCUUACUGAAGAAUUGUCUCGAGGUUAAAGACAGUCAGAGAGAGCAAACUCGUACACAAUCAAAAAAGUCUCGGUCUCAAUGUUAUGUUGGGAUUUUUGUAAAAUAAUUUAAAAAUGGUUCACAGAAAUGUCAGUUGUGACGAGAUUAUGGGAAAUAAUUACAAUAAUAAUUACUUGAAGGAUUGUUUUCUUUUAAUUUAUUGUCUUUAUUAUUUGCUUCUGUGUUUGUCUUGAAUCUCUUCAAAUUCACUGAGAAUGGCAUUUGCGUUUAUCACCGGGUUGUAAAUAAAGCUUGCACCUUAUGUUUCAUU
Molecule: messenger RNA, 1480 nt
Organism: Misgurnus anguillicaudatus (oriental weatherfish)
Lineage: Eukaryota; Metazoa; Chordata; Actinopteri; Cypriniformes; Cobitidae
Source: RefSeq, a predicted model, not a curated record